AUGAGUUUAGGAGUAACUAUUGAUUCUGCUGGUGCAAAAGGGUACUUUACUCUUGAGCCUAAUAUGAGUUUAGGAGUAACUAUUGAUUUUGCUGGUGCAAAAGGGUACUUUACUCUUGAGCCUAAUAUGAGUUUAGGAGUAACUAUUGAUUCUACUGGUGCAAAAGGGUACUUUACUCUUAAACCUAAUAUGAAUUUAGGAGUAACUAUUGAUUCUGCUGGUGCAAAAGGGUACUUUACUCUUGAGCCUAAUAUGAGUUUAGGAGUAACUAUUGAUUCUACUCGUGCAAAAGGGUACUUUACUCUUAAACCUAAUAUGAAUUUAGGAGUAACUAUUGAUUCUGCUGGUGCAAAAGGGUACUUUACUCUUGAGCCUAAUAUGAGUUUAGGAGUAACCAUUGAUUCUGCUCGUGCAAAAGGGUACUUUACUCUUAAACCUAAUAUGAAUUUAGGAGUAACUAUUGAUUCUGCUGGUGCAAAAGGGUACUUUACUCUUGAGCCUAAUAUGAGUUUAGGAGUAACUAUUGAUUCUACUCGUGCAAAAGGGUACUUUACUCUUAAACCUAAUAUGAAUUUAGGAGUAACUAUUGAUUCUGCUCGUGCAAAAGGGUACUUUACUUUUGAGCCUAAUAUGAAUUUAGGAGUAACUAUUGAUUCUGCUCGUGCAAAAGGGUACUUUACUCUUGAGCCUAAUAUGAAUUUAGUUUAG
This is a messenger RNA of Psylliodes chrysocephalus, 708 nucleotides long. Lineage: Eukaryota; Metazoa; Arthropoda; Insecta; Coleoptera; Chrysomelidae. The record is from the annotation of a GenBank genome assembly.